Messenger RNA from Echinops telfairi (small Madagascar hedgehog), 941 nucleotides. It is a transcript of the gene METTL21C, whose product is annotated as methyltransferase 21C, AARS1 lysine. The record is from RefSeq and is a predicted model, not a curated record. Bases 1 to 792 code for a protein of 263 amino acids. Gene Ontology annotation, cellular component: cytoplasm; cytosol. Gene Ontology annotation, biological process: peptidyl-lysine methylation. Lineage: Eukaryota; Metazoa; Chordata; Mammalia; Afrosoricida; Tenrecidae. The transcript has 4 exons. Gene Ontology annotation, molecular function: protein-lysine N-methyltransferase activity.
AUGGAUGGAUGUCUGAGCUCACAGAGGCCGGGUUGCCUUGGGGAAGCACAGCACACCCCAGGUGGCUGGUUAGACGCAGACAAGAAGCGGCCUUUCCAGGAGGAUGGCCCCAGAGGACCCCCACGAGAUUCUCCUGAGAGAGAGCCAUCUCUUCAAAGUCUCCAGACGUUUGUUCCUACAGAUUACACCAGUUACACUCAGGAGAAUUACCUGUAUGCAGGCAAGAAGAUUGUCAUUCAAGAAUCAAUAGAGAGUUAUGGAGCAAUGGUGUGGCCAGGGGCUACAGCAUUGUGUCAGUACUUGGAGGAGCACACAGAGGAACUGAAUCUUCAAAAUGCUAAAAUACUUGAAAUUGGUGCUGGACCAGGCCUGGUUUCCAUUGUGGCUAGUAUUUUAGGUGCUCAAGUCACAGCAACUGACUUGCCUGAUGUCUUAGGGAACCUUCAACACAAUCUUUUAAAAAACACCCUAAAAUGUGCAGCACAUCUGCCUGACGUGAAAGCAUUGGUAUGGGGAGAAGACCUGGAGAAGCACUUCCCCAAAUCAACGUGUUAUUAUGAUUAUGUUGUCGCCUCUGAUGUGGUCUACCACCAUUACUUCCUGGACAAGUUGCUCACCACCAUGGUGUACUUUAGUCAGCCAGGGACAGUGUUGCUUUGGGCAAACAAGUUCAGAUUCAGCACCGAUUAUGAAUUUCUGGAUAAAUUCAAGCAAGUGUUUGAUACAACACUAUUGGCUGAAUGCUCAGAGUCAUCUUGUAAAAUUUUUAAAGGAAUACUCAAAUGGGACUAAAUGAAGCAAAAUGCCUUUCAAAAGCAUUAGUGUGUAUUAUGAGUUGUGUUAGAAACUUCACUAGCAAUACAAAAGUGUUAAUGAAUUUCUUUUAUUAAAGUGAGAAUAGUUCACUGAAACAACUUGUCUGGAUAGACCAAACAUUUUGG